Messenger RNA from Morus notabilis, 962 nucleotides. RefSeq names its product CEN-like protein 1. The transcript has 4 exons. Bases 187 to 711 code for a protein of 174 amino acids. The record is from RefSeq and is a predicted model, not a curated record. NCBI's taxonomy places the organism in Eukaryota, Viridiplantae, Streptophyta, Magnoliopsida, Rosales, Moraceae. Gene Ontology annotation, biological process: flower development; vegetative to reproductive phase transition of meristem.
CGAAUCUUUGAGCUUCUAAGCCAAGCUCGUAAUAAAAUUAUUGUCUAUUUGUUUUGCCUAUAAAAUCCCCUCAUAGCCUCAUAACCCCAUUGCACCAAGAAAUCAUACAUUAUAUAUGUAUAGUUCUUAAACCCUUUUAAUUUCCUCUCUCUUUUUUUGCUUCCCCGUUUUUGGUUUUAACUAACAAUGUCAAGGAUCUUGGAGCCAGCUCUGAGUGUAGGAAGAGUAGUGGGAGAUGUGGUAGACAAUUUCACCACAAGUGUAAGAAUGAAUGUCGUUUACAACUCCAACAAGCAAGUUGCUAAUGGCCAUGAGAUCAUGCCAUAUGUCGUUAUUUCGAAACCUCGGGUUGAGAUUGGUGGGGACGACAUGAGGGCAGCUUAUACAUUAAUUAUGACAGACCCGGAUGCUCCAAGCCCUAGCAAUCCGUACUUAAGAGAACAUCUCCAUUGGAUGGUCACAGACAUUCCUGGAACAACUGAUGCCUCAUUUGGAAGAGAAAUUCUGAGUUAUGAAACUCCGAAGCCGGUGGUGGGCAUCCACAGAUACGUGUUCAUCUUGUUCAAGCAGAGAGGAAGACAAACCGUGAGAUCUCCAGAUUCCAGAGACUAUUUCAACACAAGGACAUUUUCACAAGACAACAAUCUCGGCCUUCCCGUCGCCGCCGUCUACUUCAAUGCUCAGAGAGAAACUGCUGCGAGAAGAAGAUGAUAUGAUCAUCAUAAUUAAUUCAAGUUCAAGAAGGGAAAAAAAAAAUUUAGUUAUAACUAACUAAAAACUACGAUCAUUAUCAUCUACAACAAACGACAAAAAUGGGGUUCUUCUUUUUUAUCUUUUGUUUGUUUGUUUGUGUCGGUGAAGAUUAGUCUUCACUUUGAUGUGUGAGUAAAGUCCUAAAUUUCUUGUACUGUGUUGCUAGUACGGACCUUUUUCUUGGUUUAAUGGUAUUGGCAUUAGUUAAG